Aspergillus homomorphus CBS 101889 is the source of this 2216-nucleotide messenger RNA. RefSeq lists its product as uncharacterized. The transcript has a single exon. The record is from RefSeq and is a predicted model, not a curated record. NCBI's taxonomy places the organism in Eukaryota, Fungi, Ascomycota, Eurotiomycetes, Eurotiales, Aspergillaceae. The annotation marks the transcript as partial.
CGACAACAAUCCCCUCGAGCGUGGCGCCCAUCUCUUCUGGUCCGAUCUCCUCGGGCCCUGCCCCUACAGGUCCUGCUCCCUCAGGCCCCAUUCCUGUCACUAGCGUGGACAAGACCACCGCGAUUACUUAUGUCACUGUCACUACCUGUCCCGUAACAUCCACUGUCUCAGAAGGAGGGUCCGUGAGCACCUCGGUAGGGACUACUGUCUCAACUGUCACACUCACCUCGGUGUCGACUAUCUGCACCAAGUGUAUUGUUACGACAGUUCCCUCCGAUGUCGCCCCCAUCACAUCAGGGCCCGUUGCAUCGCCCACUACGAGUGUGGACAAGACAACGGUCGUCACCGUCACCUCGGUGUCUACUAGCCCCGUGACCACAACUAUCUCAGCGGGUGGAACUGUAUCUACCUCAGUGGGUUCUACGGAGUCAACCGUGACCAUCACCUCGGUGUCAACCAUCUGCACCAAGUGCAUUGCCCCUACAAGAGUUCCCUCCGGUGUCGCUCCCGUCACAUCAGGCCCUGUUUCGUCCCCUGUUUCGAGCGUGGAUAGCACUACCGUCGUCACGAUAACAUCGGUAUCCACCAGCCCUGUGACCACUACUGUCUCGGCAGGUGGCACUGUAUCUACGUCAGUGGGCUCGACUGAGUCGACUGUGUUCAUUACGUCGACUUCAACCGUUUGCACUCGAUGCAUUGCUCCCACGCCAGUCCCAUCCGAUGUUUCACCCAUCUCGUCUGCAUUAGAGAGCACGACAACGGUAGUCACUUGGGAGACUUUGACCACAUGCCCGGUUACUACAGUCAUUACCUCGGGCGGCAUUCCUGUCACGUCCGUCACAAGUACGGUGUCGACGAUGACUCUGACCUCAGUUUCCACCAUUGCAACAUCUGUUGUGAUUAGCGUUCCGUCUGCUCCGACCACGGUUGUCCCGGGUGUCCCUUCGGCUUCGACAACUGUUGUUCCUGGUUCCCCAUCCGGGCCAACAGCCGGUGUUCCCACUGUGACCGUAAUCACUUCGCCCGGUGCUCCUUCUGGUCCCACGGGAGUCUUGCCUGUUUCUUCUGAAUCCGAGAGCACAACUGUCGCUGCUCCCACGGUGACUUCGUUCGUCUCAUCGGGCGCUCCUCCUGGGCCUACAGGAGUCUCCCCUGUCUCGUCCGAGCUCGAGAGCACGACGACCGUCGUCACUUGGGAGACAUUGACUACUUGCCCAGUGACCACGGUCAUCACUUCGAGUGGUAUUCCUGUCACUUCUGUCACCAGCACCGUCUCAACAGUGGUUCUUACCUCCGUCUCAACUAUCUGCCCCAAAUGUUCGGCCACGCCAACCGCCGUCGCUCCUAUCACGUCGGUUGAGAGCGCAACCACCGUUGUGACAUGGGAGACUGUGACCACCUGCCCUGUGACGACGGUGAUCACAUCCGCCGGACAGCCCGUCACCUCUGUCUCCAGCACCGUAUCCACGAUCACGAUGGUCGCGACUUCAACCAUCGCAAGGACGGUCGUCGUUCCAACAGGCGUUGCCCCUGUCACAGGGGUGCCUUCGCCCGCGCCGUCUGCCUCGUGUCCCAGUGUAGUCCCCAAGUGCAUCAACACGUGGCUCGAACUGGUCCCCAAGUGCACUUCCAACAGCGACACGAGCUGCUACUGCCCCUCGGAGAAACUCACCAAGAAGGUGAUCGAGUGCAUCCAAGCAUGGAGCUCCUCGGCGGCCGAAGUCCAAUCCGCCCUCUCCUGCUUCACCGGUAUCUGCGCGGCCUACGUGCCCCAGAACCCAGGCAUCGUCACCAACAUCCCCUCCAGCAUCACCCUCGGCCCAACCCCGAUCCCCAGCGGCGUGGCCCCCGUCACCGGCGGCAACAGCAGUGCUCUGAUCUCCAGCAGCGGCCCCGCCGGCCCCUCCGUCCCCUGCACCACAAUCACCUACUCCACCUGGACCGUGACCGUGCCGCAAGUCGUCUUCACCACCGCCACUGCCAGCUCGCAGACAAGCAUCGGGCUCGUCGUGCCAGGACCAUCGACCACCCGCCUGCCGAACCCCUGGUACCCCUCCUCCGCCGCCUGGCUCUCCCACUCCGGCACCCCAAGCCGCAGCCCGACCCCGUCGCCGAGCUACACGCCCCUGUGGUCCAACAGCGGUGUGACCGUCGGGGUCCCCUCAUGGACGUGGUGGGUAGCUGCCAUGAUCGCUACACUCAUACGCCUAGCCUAG